AUUCGUAAUAAUAAUCCAGAUAUCGUAAAUACCUCAGUACAAGCAAUCUUACGUACGAGAGCAUUGUUUGAUGAUUUAAAUGCCUUGGUAUUUGUUCUUUAUCCUAUUAAAAUAGCUAUAUUAACUCUUGAAUCACGAGAUUGUUCAUUAGCUGAUUGCUUUAUUGGUCUAGUUCGUUUGGAGGCAGCAAUUAGAAGACUUUCAGAAAAUGAUUAUC
Molecule: messenger RNA, 217 nt
Organism: Scutellospora calospora
Lineage: Eukaryota; Fungi; Glomeromycota; Glomeromycetes; Diversisporales; Gigasporaceae
Source: the annotation of a GenBank genome assembly